This is a messenger RNA of Propithecus coquereli (Coquerel's sifaka), 1095 nucleotides long. RefSeq names its product HRAS-like suppressor family, member 5 (gene PLAAT5). Lineage: Eukaryota; Metazoa; Chordata; Mammalia; Primates; Indriidae. The record is from RefSeq and is a predicted model, not a curated record. The transcript is spliced from 7 exons. Gene Ontology annotation, biological process: N-acylphosphatidylethanolamine metabolic process. Gene Ontology annotation, molecular function: glycerophospholipid phospholipase A1 activity; A2-type glycerophospholipase activity. Gene Ontology annotation, cellular component: cytoplasm.
AUGAAGGAGCAGGGCAAGGUGUCAUCGUUGCACACACACCAGAUGGAUCUGGACGAGAGCCCGCCCCUCAGGGACCACACCGUGUUCAGGCGACAGUAUGACGUCAGGCAGCAGAACCCCGAUCCCCAGAACCCCGUCCUUCGAGCUCCGGCAUUUUCGCCGCUGUGUUCCUGGAAGCGCUCACCGCGCGCCGCGCCCGCCCGGGCCGCGCUCCCUCCCUCCGCGGCGGCUCCUCCAGCCGCCCCCAGCGCCGGCGACCACGGGGCUCCGCAGACCGGGGGCCGCACCGACUGGGAACCCGCCGGCGCGCUGACCCUUGCGAGGCCUGGGGGCCGGCGAGGUCGCAGGGGCGGCGUGGGCCUGAGCCCGGCCGCCGGGGGCGGGUACGAGCCCCGCCUCCCUAGGUUCCCCCAGUCCCUCCCCAAACCCGCCGGGAGAACCGCCGGUACCCGGCCAGAUGACGAUCAACCAGCUCCCGGACGCUCAACUGCGCCCCACUCAGAAGAAUGCGUGGGAUCCCAAGCGUUGGUCCAGCUCCCGCCCAAGCAGCCCCAGCAGGGCACGUUAGAACCAGACAGAAGCGUCCAGCAGGGGGAGAAGCCUGUAGUUAUCUUGGAGACCACACCUAGCCAGAAGAGAGCAGAGUUGAAUUCAAUACCCAAGCCUGAGAGUGAGGGCUAGUUAGUAAACCAAGCAGCUAAGAGCAAACCAAGACCCAGACCUGGAGACCUGAUUGAGAUUUUUCGCAUUGGCUAUGAGCACUGGGCCAUCUACGUGGAAGAUGACUGCGUGGUCCACCUGGCUCCCCCGAGUGAGGAAUUUGGGGUCGACAGUAUCACUUCUAUUUUUAGCAACUGUGCUGUUGUGAAAUACAGUUGCCUGGAGGACGUGCUGCACGGCUGCUCCUGGAAGAUCAACAACAAGCUCGAUGGGAUGUACCUGCCCCUGCCUGUGGACAAGAUCAUGCAACGUACGAAACAGAUGGUCAACAAGAUCGUGCAGUACAGCCUGAUCGAAGGGAAUUGUGAGGACUUCGUCAAUGACCUCAGAUACGGCGUGCCCAGGAGCCAGCAGGUGUGUCCCCAUUUGCCCUGA